AUUUACUUGAAGAUCACACCAACAAGUCCAGAUGCUAACGCGAUCUACUUUCCAUGUGCUUUCCAUGUGCUUCAGAAACACAUUGGAGGGCGUGGCUCACCAGCUCAGUGGCGUUCACCAUGGACGUCAUGCGCCCUUUCUCGCUGACGUCUCAUCAUUGAUAUGUGGCGCGAUUGAAUUAUGCUUGCGGUCACCUCAAGGCUUGUAGCCAUCCCCGGGGCAGUCUCGUGAUAUAAACCUAGACGACCUACAGGCCCAGGUGCACCCCUCACCAACCCCCCUCAACUUUCCUAGCCCUCGAUCUCUUUCCCACGUCUUCCCUAUUGUAUCACUCAACAACAUGAGCGUCGAUUGUGGAGUAGCCGCAGCUGGGUGCUUGACGGAACUUUUCAUGGCGAUGAGGCCUUCUCGCCUCAGCAAGACCAAGCGCGAUCCGGAAACGGCCCUGGAAGCAAGAGCAAAAGGCGGUGCGUCUGCCAAGCAGAUAUCCCUGGUCGCACCUCGGCGAAUGGCGAUCAGGGCCACAUGGCACCGUCAACAGUGGAUGACGCCAAGGGAGGCCCCCGGCUACUACACCAAAGGUCAGUCCGUCCCGGCGCCUUGAUUUGCACUAAAAAUUUGGGCGCUUGCCACCUUGAUUUGCACUAUUCCGGACCGAGGUCACCAAAUUAGGAAAGUUUUGAUGUACCGCUAUUUCACAUAUCUAAGCGUUUCUGAGCGUCCCUGGCGCCUUGCUGGCGCCGAUAGCACUACUUAGACCUCUUUACAACACGCACGGAGACUUUCGAAGACUUUUUGGACGUCUUGGACGCUCUCGCGUUAGUCUUGGCCGUUGUAGCCUUGGAUUGGGGUACUGUACAUAGAUGUAGCGUAGAUUGGCAACAAAAUCACAGAUGCUGCUUCAGUGCAGAAAGCCAGGAUAAUUGGCUAAAAUCUGGGCUCUGGGAGACAUAUAAUCUCAACAAGAUUCGCCGGCUUUGCCGGCGAUUUGCACUAUAUACGCCUGGGGUCGGGGCCUCCGGCCCCGAUUUGCACUAUAUCUCCGCCUGAGAUUUGCCCGUUUUCGGGCCUUGAUUUGCACUAUUCCGGACUGAUUUUAUAGGGAGUAGCCGGGGGCCUGCCAA
This is a messenger RNA of Mycena citricolor, 1124 nucleotides long. Lineage: Eukaryota; Fungi; Basidiomycota; Agaricomycetes; Agaricales; Mycenaceae. The record is from the annotation of a GenBank genome assembly.